GUGCAGUGAGUCAAGUAGCAGCACGUGUGUGAACUAAAAUUCAUCUCGACGCUUCGCUAUAUCAAGAUGAAACCAGAGACGAACAAUCAAAGCAUACAACUUGAAGCCCAGCAAGAAAAAUUAUUAAACAAACCGAUAUCUCAAGAAUCCCCAUUAUGGUUUUCGAAAAGACUUUUCGUCGCUGUAUUCAUGGCUAUAUGUAAUUUAAAUUCAACCUUUACUCGAGCCAAUGUUAGCAUCGCAAUUGUUGAGAUUGCCUACCCGAAACAAAUAAGAAUCGGAAAUUCGACAGUAACUCAGCCUCCAGAAUUCAACUUGGAUGCUACUGAACUUGGAUUAAUUCUUAGCGUUUUCUAUUUCGGAGGAGUAGCGUCAUUAUUGGGCAGUUACACGGUGAGCCAACUUGGAGGAGCUAAAUGCUGCACACUAACCUUGAUAUUAUCGGGUAUCAUAACAGUACUUCAACCCAUCAGCUUGCAGUAUAAUUUUUACUUAUUUUUGGUGUGUCGUUUCUUCAUCGGAUUUCUUGAGAGUUUAUUGAGUGUACGCAUUACCGAAGUAACUUCGCAAUGGACACCGAAAAAUGAAAGAACCCAACUUGUUAUCAUUACUGCCAGCGGGAUGACCGUGGGUUUAGCAAUCGUACAUGCAGUCUGCGCUUCUGUGGCUUAUGCUUGGGGCUGGCAAAUGAUAUUCUAUGCGACAGGAGGUAUGUCUUUGAUUACGUCAUUAUUUUGCUUAAUGUUGAUCAAAAAUCGACCUUCGGAUGAUAAAACGAUGUCUAAAGAAGAGCUUGCCUACAUACAAGAAAGAAUUUCAACAGUUCCAAAAAAAGAGGUGAAGCAUCCUUACAGAAAAAUCAUAUUAUCAACAGCGGUUUGGGCAAUUCUCGCCAACAAGUUCGCUACGAUAGCAUGUACGACUUUCUUGUGCACUUUCCUUCCGAUGUUCGUCAAAGAUAUAACCAAAAGAGGUAUCAAUGAAGUGGGAAUAAUUUCUUCAAUACCAAGUGUUAUCAACGUUUUUAUGCUUCCAAUUUGCGCAAUAUUACUGAAGUAUGGAAAAAACAAACACAAGAUAAUGAUCGGAGGCUCAUUCAUCCUUAUCAGUAUUUUAUUCGCAAGCACGGCGAUGAUUUCCAAUUUUAUUGUAUCGAUCAUUACUUUUCUAGUGAUCCAGAUGCUGCUGGUUGUUUUAGGUUUGGCAACACAUAUAAUCGUCAUCAGUAUCGCGCCAAAUAGUACCAGCAUUAUAGCAGGACUUUGUACCGCUAUGACAGCACUGAGUUCCAUAAUUUCACGUAAUUUGACAACCUCUAUGACCGUCGAUCACACAGCAGAGGAAUGGAACCGCUGUAUAUUAGUGAUAAGUGGUAUUUCGUUGUUGGGUGGUGCGAUUGAUAUGCUAUGGGGGUCCAGCGAAGUCCAACCCUGGUCACUUGUAUCAAAUACUAAGCCAGACAAACAGGACGAUCAGAAAGACAAAAAAGUGACCAAAUAAUACCUCGCUUUUGUGAAAAGGUACCUUAAAUUGCAAUUUUGACGGCAAUACUUUCCAAAAUGAGAACAUAACUUAUGCAUUUAUGUACCUACUCAUCACACUAUGUGAAAUUUUGAUUUAAAACUUCUACUUCGAUUAUACAUAUACAUAUUAUGUAUGUACUUUCAAUAAAAAGUGAAUAAGAAAACAAA
Molecule: messenger RNA, 1691 nt
Organism: Planococcus citri (citrus mealybug)
Lineage: Eukaryota; Metazoa; Arthropoda; Insecta; Hemiptera; Pseudococcidae
Product: vesicular glutamate transporter 1-like
Exons: 10
Coding region: 67-1500 (477 amino acids)
Biological process (GO): transmembrane transport; monoatomic anion transport
Cellular component (GO): membrane
Molecular function (GO): transmembrane transporter activity
Source: RefSeq, a predicted model, not a curated record